Rosa chinensis is the source of this 1338-nucleotide messenger RNA. RefSeq names its product mitochondrial dicarboxylate/tricarboxylate transporter DTC. Lineage: Eukaryota; Viridiplantae; Streptophyta; Magnoliopsida; Rosales; Rosaceae. The record is from RefSeq and is a predicted model, not a curated record. Gene Ontology annotation, molecular function: oxoglutarate:malate antiporter activity. The coding region runs from base 117 to 986 and encodes 289 amino acids. The transcript is spliced from 5 exons.
CAUGGGCCUGAUGAGCAAAGACGGCCCAUUGUAACUUUAGGUCACAGUAGAGAGAAGGUGGCGGGAGAGAAAAGGUGGGAGAGAAUCAGAGAGUAACCACUAGAAUUGCAAAUGAUAUGAGCUUCAUCAUAGACCAGAACAAGAAGAAGAAGACCAAGCCAGAGUACGACGUGCCGUUUAUUUUGCGUUGGCCGUCGCUAAAGCCCUUUGUGAAUGGCGGACUGGCUGCGUUUCUUCAAGGCUUGACCCUUUAUGUUCCUUUCGCUGCCAUCUACUACUCCCCAUUGUUAUCUCCCAUUCGCCGAAGUCCAAGAUUUCUGGGCUUCAACAUUCUUGCCAAGUCGUGUCCUGAUGGGAUUGUGAUCCGUACUUUAUCUACAAGCCUUCAACUUGGAUUAUUCGAGACUCUAAGAAACAAAGCAAUUGCUACCAAUGAUGGAAUGGCAUUAACUCUUUAUCAGGAAGCUGCUUGCGGGUUGAUUGCCGGGGCAGCUGAGGCAUACUUCAGUUUUCCAUUUGUUUCUGCAUGUCUCCCGCAGGUUGAUCCUACGACUUUAUCAGUAGUGCAGUGUGCCAAAUACAGAAGCAUGUUUGAUGCUAUCUACUCUCUGAGUGCCAAUAAAAAAAUUUCAGCACUAUGGACAAAUGCUGGUCCUUAUGUUAAGACAAGAAUGGGGACUAAUGUGGGUAUGCUCGCAUCAUAUAAUCCAAGCCUCUGUUAUCUCAGGGACUCAUGUGGUUUAAGCGAAGCAAGAGCACAGCUGGGUGCAAGUGUGGUUUCAGCGUUCUUCGGUGCAGCAUGCUCUGUACCAUUAAAAAAUGUUCUAGCACAAGGGGAAAGUGGCUCCUCCCUGGAUUGUGCCCUUAAAAUUCUAAAAUCAAGAGGACCCCUUGCAUUCUUUUCAGGAUUUUCUAGACAGUUUGCACUUGUUGGACCUCCUAUCAUGAUUCUGUGGUUUGCUUAUGAAAAUGUUCGGAAACUCUAACGAUGAUGGAAUUGGACUGGAGCAAUCUAAAUUCAAGAUAUUUAAAUGUGAAGUUGGUAUCCCACAGAUGCUGGCCGAACUCUGGUUAUUGGUAUUAUUGAUGAACUUCGAUUCUGGCCUCAAUAUUUUGGCAGUGAUGAAUGUAAUCAAGCUGUAAAUGAUAUAUCCGUUGCUGGAAACUACUCUUUGACCUUGUUAAUAGGGAGGAGGAACCGACAAGACAAUGUAAAGUAGAUAAUCUUGAUCCAGUAUUUGACGUGUUGUAAUUUUUUUGUUCUGUAUACAAUAGCAGCUUUUUGCUAUACAAUCGCCUAAUCAGUUUAUUAUAAGGAGCUAGAGAAGUGUUUAUUCU